GUAAAUUAACAUUAGGCAACCAAAACCACUGAAGUUUAGAUCAUAGUAACUUGGUUAAGGAGAGUAUGGCACAGACUAGUGACAAUGCUUUGGUGCAGUGGCUAGUAGCAGCAUUGCUCAUUGCCAUGUUGGGUGGUGCCAAAGCCUAUGUUUUAUGUGACAUAGAGUCAAAUAAGCUAAACUUAUGUUUUGAAGCAAUUACUGGGAACCAUCCUCCAAAACCCAUUGAAAAAUGCUGUGAAGUUGUUAAACAUGCCAAUUUGCCUUGCUUUUGCAGAUACAAGUCUGUCCUACCUGCACUUGGAAUCAACCCCGCCAAUGCUUUUGCCUUGCCCCAUAAAUGUGGUCUGAAAACACCACCUGAAUGUAGAGUGAUUUGAAGCAAUUCUUGAGCUAUUUGAGCACCCCUUGGUCUUUAGUUGCCGUUCAUAUAUGUGCUGUAUUAUUGGAGAAGCUUUGAAAUUAGCAUUCUGUUUCCCUAAAAUAAAUGAGUAGUUUUUUUAAUCCGUGUCUUUUCCUCACAUGUCUGCAAGGUGUAUGAUGUAUCAGUUCCCUAUCUAGUAGAUUCUACAAAGAUGUUUGAUGUACUACUCUCUCAUCCCAAUAAUAUCAACUCCUCUUUUUGAGUAAUUUCUCCCUACCAAACACGCCCUUCUCUUCCCUCCCUCUACUCUUCUUCAUUCAUGUCUAACUUUUCAGUUAAACCCUUUUAUUUCGCACUUGUCAAUUUCAUCAUAAUCAAAUAACCUAAUCCCAAACACAACACAUUUCAACGCAUUUCGCAAUUUAAAUAUUCCCCUCU
This is a messenger RNA of Glycine soja, 802 nucleotides long. Its product is annotated as putative lipid-transfer protein DIR1. Gene Ontology annotation, biological process: systemic acquired resistance. The transcript is spliced from 2 exons. Gene Ontology annotation, molecular function: fatty acid binding. NCBI's taxonomy places the organism in Eukaryota, Viridiplantae, Streptophyta, Magnoliopsida, Fabales, Fabaceae. The record is from RefSeq and is a predicted model, not a curated record. Bases 66 to 380 code for a protein of 104 amino acids.